CGGGGCCGGGGCCGAAGAUGGCGGCGCGGUGCGGGUGGUUCGCGGGGCUGGCGCUGGUGGCGCUCGGGGCGCUCGGGGCGCUGCGGGCCGAGCAGACCGAGGAGCACCUGAAACGGGAGCACUCGCUCUCCAAGCCCUACCAGGGUGUGGGCGCCUCGAGCUCGGGGCUGUGGGACCUGCAGGGCAACGCCAUGGUGAUGCCGCAGCACAUCCGCCUGACCCCCGACCUGCAGAGCAAGCAGGGGGCCCUGUGGAACCGAGUGCCGUGUUACCUCCGAGACUGGGAGAUGCAGGUGCAUUUUAAGAUCCAUGGGCAAGGCAAGAAAAACCUGAACGGGGACGGCUUUGCCAUCUGGUACACCAAGGACCGCAUGCAGCAAGGACCUGUCUUUGGAAGCAAGGAUAACUUCUUGGGUCUGGGAGUGUUCGUGGACACCUACCCAAACGAGGAGAAGCAGCAGGAGGCUCAGAAGAGGAGGUACAGCCCGGGAAAUCAGCGUGUCUUCCCCUACAUCUCAGCCAUGGUGAACAACGGCUCCCUCACCUACGACCACAAUCGGGAUGGGCGGCCGACGGAGCUGGGGGGCUGCACAGCCAUGGUGCGCAACCUCAACCACGACACCUUCCUGGUGAUCCGCUAUGUGAAGAGGAGGCUGACGGUCUUGAUUGAUAUCGACGGUAAACAUGAGUGGCGAGACUGCAUCGACGUGCCAGGCGUACACUUGCCCCGUGGCUACUACUUUGGGACCUCUUCUGUCACCGGAGACCUGUCAGACAACCAUGACAUCAUUUCGCUGAAGCUUUACCAGCUGACGGUGGAGCGGACGCCAGAGGAGGAGAAGCGGGACAGGGAGGUGUAUCUGCCGGUUGUGGACAACCUGAAGCUGCCAGGAAUGGAGGCACCGCUGGAGCCCAUGAGCGGCCUGGCUCUCUUCUUAAUCGUCUUCUUCUCCCUUGUUGCCAUCGUUUUUGCUAUUGUCAUUGGAAUCAUCAUCUACAACAAGUGGCAGGAGCAGAGCCGGAAACACUUCUAUUGACUUGGGGAAACCCCAGGGUGGCCCGUUGCUGGUCGUUGUUAGCCACAUCCUGGCUCCCACCCAUCCUGGCCUGGCCAGGGCGUGAUGGACCCCGGCGGGGACCCUCGUGUCCUCCCACAAACCCCAGCGGGGGUGGCUGCUGUUUCUUGUCAGACUCCAGAACUCUUCUGCCGUUCCCGGUGGGAGUGGGGGAUCCGCAGCAGGGUGUGCGAUGGGAGCAGAGUGCUGCGGGGCUGGACUUGCUGUCCCCGAUGGAUCUUUGAACGGAGGAUGAGUUGUGCUGUGGGACACUGGCAGCGCUGAGCUGUCUCUGCCAUCUGAGGAACCCGAACGCAGGCAAGAGUCACCCCCUUGGGUAGGAGUAACCCCCUUGUUGUGAAAUCCCAGCUGCUUUCCUCACCAAACUCCCACCAUAACCACUCACAGUGUUACCGUGACCCUCACAACACCUUGUCUCAAGUGGUUUCACGUCCAGGAGGGAUUUUCCAAGCUGCUUGUUCUGCUCCGGCUGUUUUCUGUUGCUUGCGUUGGGCUGUCUUAAGAGACUGGCCUCCUUUUCCUUGGAAUUUGAAGUCCCUGCUGCCACGUCCUGCCGUGUUUUGGGGCAGAGGAUGCUGAUAGCUUUUGCUGGCGGGGCUGGGAACCUGCCUGGCUGCUAGGCUGAGCCCUUGGCAAGCAGCUGGUUCCCUCCAGCGUGGACCUGGGGCAGCCCCAUCCCUGGUUUGGGCUGGAACGCCAUGUUUCCCAUCUUCAACCAUUUGCUGCUGCCUCUCGGGGCCUGUCCCUGCUCCGUAGGGUUGCUGCCGAGCAUGCCGCCUCCGCACGCCUCCUGUUACGCCACGGCCUCCUGCACUGUUUGCAUGUCGUGUCGUGGCUUCUGGCAGCGUCCCGGUGCCCCAGGGUCCCUCUGAGGAGGACCUGAGCCUCCGGGGCGAUUCCCUUGCCUCUCAGAGUCGGAGUUCUUGCUGCCUUUCAGGGAGUUGUGGUUUAUUCCUA
This is a messenger RNA of Cuculus canorus (common cuckoo), 2033 nucleotides long. It is a transcript of the gene LMAN2L, whose product is annotated as lectin, mannose binding 2 like. Gene Ontology annotation, molecular function: D-mannose binding. The coding region runs from base 18 to 1037 and encodes 339 amino acids. The record is from RefSeq and is a predicted model, not a curated record. Gene Ontology annotation, cellular component: Golgi membrane; endoplasmic reticulum membrane; COPII-coated ER to Golgi transport vesicle. Gene Ontology annotation, biological process: endoplasmic reticulum to Golgi vesicle-mediated transport; endoplasmic reticulum organization; Golgi organization. NCBI's taxonomy places the organism in Eukaryota, Metazoa, Chordata, Aves, Cuculiformes, Cuculidae. The transcript is spliced from 9 exons.